CAUAGACAAAAAAAACAUCAUCCAGAGAGAAUGAAUUUAAUGCUAGUUCGGUCUUGGGGUUGGCCUUUGGGAAGAAUGCUCAAAUUUCACAGCAACUACAAUGGAGCCCAGCGCCUGAAUUUCUUCCAUGGUUUCCGUCAUCUCCUUCUCUACUCAACUUCAACCUCAGCAGAAUGCAACCCUGAUUUCGCGAAUUACUUGGUCGAUUUUUUAGGGUUUUCCAAGCAACAAGCUCUUUCCACUUACACUAAGCUCGUCCGCAGUCGUCUAGCUCGAGGUGCGAAAAAGGUCAGUGAUUUCGAAUUUGUUGAAAAUUCUAAUUCCGUUGUUAAAUUUCUCAAACAAAAUGGAUUGGAACAAUGUCAUAUUCGAACUGCUGUAGUUUCAGAUCCCCUAAUUUUGUUCAGUAAUGUUGAAAAGACCCUAAUUCCCAAGACCCUAGCUUUUCAGAAAAUGGGGUUUUCUGUAUCCGAUAUUGUUGAGGUUGUCAAGGUGAAUCCUUCAAUAUUUUUUAUGGGGUUGGAUACCAAAAUUAUUCCAGCAUUUCAAGCUUUGAAGGAGAUUAUGGGUUGUGAUCUCCAUGUAAUUUCGAUUAUGAAAUCUCCUCGUAUCAGGCUUUUAUCUGUUUCCAAACUUUUGGUGCCUAAUGUAGCGUUGCUAAUGAAUCAUGGGAUCCCCAUUGAAUUAAUCCGGAAACAGCUACUUAGGAACCCAUUUCCCUUUCUCCGGAAAACUGAAUUUACCCAGGAUGCAUUGAUUAGGGUUGAAGAGAAGUUGGGGAUUCCUAGAGAUUCGCCCCGUUUCUUGUUAGGUAUUAUGUUGUUGAACUCUCUUAAAGAAACGACUGUUGAGUCGAAAAGACAAAUAUUUAAGAGCUUUGGGUGGACUGAGUCUGAUGUUGUAACUCUCACAAUAUCAAGUCCUUUUCUGUUGGCACUUUCCGAAGCUAACCUCAAGAAAAGGUUGGGGUUUUUCAUGAAUGAGCUGGGUUACAAGCCUAGUUUCUUGGCAAAGACGUGUUCCUUGUUUACUUGUAGCUUGGAGAAGAGAAUAGUACCGAGACAUAAGACCCUCCUAGUCUUGAAGGAGAAAGGUUUGAUUACGUUGGAUUACUCUCUUGUUUCUGCCGUAUCAUACACCGAGUCAAAGUUCUUGGAGAAGUUUGUGCUACCAUUCAAGGAAGUCCAUGAAGUUUAUUCCAAACAUGCAGGCUUCAGGUUCUCCCGGUGGUGGGACAGGCCUUUUUUUAUACCUUUUUCCCCUACUGAUGUCAAAGGAGGAAUUUGAUUAGGGAUUUGCUUAAAGAGAAAGACUGCAUCAUUUUGAGGAACCUGUGAUUGCUGCCAGAUUUUGCUAUCAGUGAGGAAUAUCCUACGUUCUUGAAUAAAAAGCCCCGCGUCAGUUAUGGGUUAGGAAAUUCUGUCUGUUUAGUCAGAUUAAAAAUCUCUGUUUUCAUCUGAGAAAUGAACCGAGCAUGAAUUAGGACUAUAAGUGGUGCAUGUUUUUGGACUGUAAUUAUGGUGAUCACCCGGUACCGGUGCUGGUGGUUUGAAAAAUGUGCAGGCUAAUGAGUUUAUGAGAUGCUCUUAUGCUGCAGCGACUCGUCACGGGUUAGGCCUGACAAGGCUUGGUGAUGCCUAGCCUUGACCGAAGUAGCUCCAGGUCCAGGUUUUUCUGUUUUUGUUUUACUUUUUUUUGUCUUGUUUUUAGGCCUUAUUGAACUUAUAGAUACUGUAUAGAACUGAGAUUAUUACGAAGUAGUACAUAUUUCCUCCGUCUUUUAAUACUCGCAACGUUUAGACUUUUGUCACUAUUCAUAUAAUCUACUUUGACUAUUCGUAGUGUUUUUUAUAUAAGAUAAAACGUAAUCAUGUGGGAUCUUGUUA
Spinacia oleracea (spinach) is the source of this 1886-nucleotide messenger RNA. RefSeq names its product transcription termination factor MTERF4, chloroplastic-like. Gene Ontology annotation, biological process: regulation of DNA-templated transcription. NCBI's taxonomy places the organism in Eukaryota, Viridiplantae, Streptophyta, Magnoliopsida, Caryophyllales, Amaranthaceae. The coding region runs from base 31 to 1287 and encodes 418 amino acids. The transcript is spliced from 3 exons. The record is from RefSeq and is a predicted model, not a curated record. Gene Ontology annotation, molecular function: double-stranded DNA binding.